AUGGUAUUUGGAAAAGUGGCAGCGAUGAUAUAUGUUGUAGAAUUUCAGAAAAGAGGAUUGCCGCAUGUUCAUUUCUUGUUGAUUCUAGAACAGCAGCAUAAGAUGAAAUCUCCUGCUGAUUAUGAUAGGUAUGUUUGUGCAGAGAUACCUCCUGUUACUCAGCCUGAACUGCGUAAGAUUGUAUUAAGGCAUAUGAUGCAUGGACCAUGUGGCCAAUUAAAUCCAGAGUGCCCUUGUAUGAGAAAGAAGGAUAAUGUCUUUUCUUGUAAAAAUGGAUAUCCAAAACAAUUCACCGCACAAACAACGACAAAUAAAGAUGGUUAUCCUUGUUAUAAGAGAAGUGAUACUGGAGAACAAGUGAAGGUCAGAAAUGCCGAGUUAGAUAAUCGAUGGGUUGUACCUUAUAACCCUUAUCUCGCAGCACUCUUUGAUUGUCAUUUAAAUGUAGAGGUUUGUUCGACUAUAAAAGCAGUGAAAUAUUUAUAUAAAUAUGUUUACAAAGGACAUGAUCGAGUGGCCUUCAAUAUUUCGGCAGAAGAUAGAAAUUCUGGAGAUGAAAUUGCUCAGUUUCAGUCAGGAAGGUGGGUGUCACCGUGUGAAGCGGCUUGGAGAAUUUUCGGGUUUGAUUUAUUUGAGAUGCAUCCACCAGUCUUACCUCUGUCUGUUCAUAUUCCAGACAUGAAUAUUGUCUGUGUACGCCCGUAUGAACGUCUUGAUAUAGGUAUUGCAAGUGGUGUUUAUGCAAAGACUCAAUUAACAGAGUUCUUUCGUAUGAAUGCAGCUAAUGAUAAUGGUCUUGGUUACUUAUAUGGAGAAUUUCCAGAACACUAUAAGUGGGAUGCUUCAGCAAAAAAUGACUUACGCACAGUUCAAGGUUAUGUAUGUGCAACUUUCAAGGAAGCAUGUCUUAAAGCUGGCAUUUUGGAAGAAGAUGAUGCUGCAAGCAUUUGUUUGGCUGAAGCAACUGAAAUUCAGCUCCCCGGGGCUCUGCGCCGAUUGUUUGCAACUGUUCUUAUAUUUUGCCAGCCGAGUGAUCCGGCAGAACUAUGGCGCAAAUAUUAUCCUGCAUUGUCAGAAGAUUUUGCACAAAAGUACUCUGGUGCAGAAAGCAAAAUUAAGAAACUAACUGUAAGAUCAGUGGAACAACAUUUAGAGGCUAUGGGGAAGUCAUUAUGUGGCUGUGGUCUAGCUGUUUUAAUGGAUAACAAUGAUACUGAAAUUGAUAGAACAAAAGGCAUUCAAGAUGCACUAGAUGCUCCGAUUCCUCAGGCUUGUAUAGACAGCCGAAGCUUGCUAAAUCCAGCACAAAAGGAAAUAUUUACAUGUAUCAUGCAGCAUAUAGUGGAAGGAAAACCAGGGGCAUUUUUUGUAGAUGGUCCUGGUGGGACUGGCAAAACAUUCUUAUACAAUGCACUUUAUGCUGAGAUCCGCCUUAUGAAUAAGAUUGUUUUGCUAACAGCUACAUCAGGAAUAGCCGCAGCAAAUAUCCCGUCUGGUAGAACGGCACACUCAAGAUUCAAGAUUCCAAUGGAUAGUGAUGCUUCAUUAGCCUGCAGCGUUUCUAAGCAAAGUAGUUUAGCAGCAUUAAUAAAAGAAACGGCUCUUAUAAUAUGGGAUGAAGCAUCAAUGGAAAACAAACAAAAUCUAGAGACUCUAGACCUUCUGUUACAAGACAUAUGCAAUAAUGAUGUAAUAUUUGGUGGAAAUGUCAUUGUCUUCGGUGGAGAUUUCCGACAAGUGUUGCCUGUUGUCCCUAAUAAGACUCAGAGAGAAGCUGUUGAAGCAAGUGUAGUGAGUUCUUAUAUAUGGCAGCAUUUAAGAAGAUUCAGGUUAACUGAGAACCUAAGAGCCAAGGAAGAUCCUUCAUUUUGUCAAUUUUUGCUUGCACUAGGAAACGGUGAAUUGCAAACUUUGGAAAGUGAUUUUGUUGAGUUGCCUUCGCAAAUAGUGCAGACUUUCCAGCUGAUGAUGAUCUAA
This is a messenger RNA of Chenopodium quinoa (quinoa), 1977 nucleotides long. RefSeq lists its product as uncharacterized. Bases 1 to 1977 code for a protein of 658 amino acids. Gene Ontology annotation, molecular function: DNA helicase activity. Lineage: Eukaryota; Viridiplantae; Streptophyta; Magnoliopsida; Caryophyllales; Amaranthaceae. The record is from RefSeq and is a predicted model, not a curated record. Gene Ontology annotation, biological process: DNA repair; telomere maintenance. The transcript is spliced from 2 exons.